Messenger RNA from Protopolystoma xenopodis, 303 nucleotides. The record is from the annotation of a GenBank genome assembly. NCBI's taxonomy places the organism in Eukaryota, Metazoa, Platyhelminthes, Monogenea, Polystomatidea, Polystomatidae.
AUGAAGUUUUGUCGGACGUUCAGUUGCUGUGCUAUCAAGUAUGGAAACUUGGUGGCCGAGAUGGUAUGCUGCAAAGAGGUUCAACGCCGAAAUUUUGCAGUUAGGCGCGAAGCAACGCAUCUUCGUAGAGGCAUUACGAGAAACUACGGCCCUGGUGCCGCGUCGAUCCGGUCAGAGUCGGUUAUGUUGAAUGGUAAGAAUGGUAGUUAUGGCCCACAGAGAACCAACUUAUUUGGCGUUGACUCUAAUGUUGGGCUUAAAUGCGCCGCAAAAAUGUGCGACGCACAAUACUGGCUCCUUUAG